Messenger RNA from Uranotaenia lowii, 1038 nucleotides. RefSeq names its product fibroblast growth factor receptor 3-like. The transcript is spliced from 2 exons. Lineage: Eukaryota; Metazoa; Arthropoda; Insecta; Diptera; Culicidae. The record is from RefSeq and is a predicted model, not a curated record. Bases 1 to 1038 code for a protein of 345 amino acids.
AUGCCAACAGUGACAGCUCAGGUGAUGAAACUUUUGCUAAUGACGCUUGCUCUGGAAUGGAUUUGUGGGUACCAUAUUUUCUCUGACGAUCCGGGCGUGAUACAAAUUGGCUUAGGCCAUAAAUUACUCGUCAAUGAAACGGUACCGCUGCACACGAAGCUAUUGAUCUCGUGUCACCUCAACGAUGCUCUGUGGUAUAAGAAUGGGAAAUUGUACACCUCUAAGGGCAAGCAUGCCAAAUCACUGAAAUUCGACUCCAUAGAAAAAUCGGAUGCCGGGUACUACUCGUGCAGGUCGAAGUUCAACGAGUGGUCCAACCUAACGCUUUUGGUGGUCGGCCAGCACGAUAUCGCGAAUCUGAAAAAGGAAAGUCUUGUGGACAAUCAGACAAUAACUGUGAAGAAAGUCGGCGAUAGCUACAUGGAUGAUCCCAAAAAAUCGUACAAUAAGAUGGAAAUAGAUCGGCUACAACCGGGGCUUCCAUUUUUUACGAAACCCGAGCAAAUGAUCGCACAGCUGUUCAAACCUUCCGGAAAUAUGGUUCGUUUGAGAUGUGCUGCCGAUGGCAAUCCCCUGCCAAACAUUAUCUGGACUAAGGACUAUAAGAAUAUUUCCCGUGACAUGGGCGUGGUGAAGUAUGUCCGGUGGUCGAUCGUGUUGGAAGAUCUGGUUGUCAAGGAUUCGGGAACCUACACCUGCAACGUAUGCAACAGCUUCGGAUGCAUAAGCUUCACUACCAAGCUUAUGGUCAAAGAUCGUUUUCCUACCAGGCCGUACAUAGAGGAAGGUUCUCUCACGAAUAUCACCGUUCUGGUCAAUAGCACGGCCACAUUCGAGUGCCGAACCAUUUCCAAAUUAGAGCCUCACAUUGAGUGGGUGAAGUUCCACAUCACAGAUCCGAUGCAACCCAAAAUACCCGAAAACAUUUCUAUACUCGAGCGUAACUUUGACAAUCCCGAAAUACUGACAAUCGAGAAUGUGACCCACGCCGAUGAAGAGAAUUUCAUGAUCUUGAAACAUUCAUCAAAAAUGUCUUAG